Molecule: messenger RNA, 1725 nt
Organism: Cyprinus carpio (common carp)
Lineage: Eukaryota; Metazoa; Chordata; Actinopteri; Cypriniformes; Cyprinidae
Gene: asgrl1
Product: asialoglycoprotein receptor like 1
Source: RefSeq, a predicted model, not a curated record
UUACAGAUAGUCCAAUAGGACGUUAGGACUGUGAUUCCGCUCUUGGAAAUGGUUAGGAGCCAUUGCGUAAGGACAGAGUGACAGAGAACAGCCAUCAGGACACUGACCGCAGACAAGGAGGGACAGCCAACAGAAACAGUCACUUUAAACAACAUGGAAUCUGUAUCAUAUGACCGGUUUACCACACCUGAGGCAGAAAUUAAUCAUAUGGGCCAAAAGUUAUUAUAUGAUUCAGGUAGACAGAACAGAAAAAUGUACAUACUAUAUGGUGUUCUUGUCCUUUAUGUGUUCAUACUGACGCUGGCUGUAGGAAUUAAAAUCUCUCAGGUCAGCCAAGAUGUCGCUGAUCUUAGACUUUCUCCGAAGACAUUUGAGGCCCCCCAAACUCUACAAUUUGAACAUGCUCACUUCUCUGAGCGUGUAAUGCCGGUGCAAGGUCCCUGUCAGGAAAACUGGGUGUUUUAUAAAGACUCAUGCUACUUUCAGUCUUUAACAAAGAAGAAAUGGCAAUCUGCUGAGAAAAACUGUGUGGAGAAAGGAUCACACUUGGCUGUUGUCAAUGACCUGGCUGAGCUUGACUUCCUGUCUUCAAUCGUGAAGUUGUCUGAGAGCUACUGGAUCGGGCUUGUUGAGAAAGAAGAGGGAGAAUGGACCUGGGUAGAUGGAACAGACUAUAGUACAACUGAACACCUCUGGGAUGUAGGUCAACCAGAUGACUGGGAUGUCCGUGUGAAUGGUGAGGAUUGUGGACAGCUUCACGCUCGGAUAACUGAGGAAAGACGGAGGCUGUGGAAUGAUGCGGACUGUACGCUUUCUUACCCUUACAUCUGUGAGGGCAAACCCAAGAGCCACUGACAAACAUCAACUAACCUCCAACACUGCAAAAAAUCACUUCCUUAAGCAGGGUUUCUGACUCUUUUUCCAGUAAAAAUAUCUAAACAUCCUUAAAACACGAUGUAAUUAUUUGAGAACAAAAUUGUAGAUAAUAGACUUAUCAAAGGACAUUCUUUGAAUUUGAAGUAGAUUUUUCCCCCCUAAAUUUAAGCACAAAGCAGAACAUUUAAGUUGCUUAAAACAAUUUACCAAUGGGAUAAGACAAAAUUAACUUUACUUCAAGAUAAAGUUUCUCUUAAUAUAUAAGGAAAUUCUGCGUCUCAGGUGCAAUUAAGGUUGUUUAGAUGUUUAAUUAGAAAACUAGACUGUAAAAAAUAAUUUUUACAGUGUGUACUACAUAACAUAGUAUUAUUUCAAAAAUAAAUGUGACAGACUAGUAUCAAAACAGGAUUACAACAAUUUUUUAAAAUACUUUACUUGUUUUAAAAUACUCUAAAUACUAUCAAAUACUUUAAGUAUUUGUUUAAUUUAUUAGAUGUUAUAUUACGAUUCUUUGUCAAUAAUUGCAUAUAAAUGUACUUAACCUGCUUAAGCUACAAAAAUAAUUUUCUGAAUCAGUAUCUUUGUCUUUUUAAACAAGGUUAAAUUGCAUUGAUAUUCUUGAUAGAUAAGAAUAAUAUGACUUAUUUUUCAGAGAAUAUAUAAUAAGUUUAUAUAAUUGACUAAUUGUUUUUACUUGUUUUAAACACAGAUUGCAUUAAACAAGAAGAACAGUUUGCCAGUGGGAAGAAAAUGUGUUUAAUCACAUGAAUUUGCAUAUACCAUUAACGAGUGUGUCUGCUAUGAAUUAAAUAUCAGCUGGGAUAAACAAAAAUAAACUGUUAGAUGAUA